CGCCGUCCGCCAUUUGAUGUUCAAAACCUUCAAUAGGAGGUUGAAAUCGCAAGAGGUUAUUGUGUUUCUUAACGAGUAAAUUAAUUGCAAUAUUGAAGACACGCCAGAAUGGAAUACCACAGUCCAAGCUUAAGCCACUCCAUGUCCCAAAGCUACGGCCACGCCAGCAGCCUGGAACCCAUGACCCUUGGGUCACCGACCUCUAUGGGAUCAAGUCAUCAAGUACCUGGUUCCCAUAGCAACCUGUUCCUGCCAGGAUACCUGAUGGGCGAAAUGGGUCCGUCUGUGUCGCCUUCCAGCAGCAGGUUAUGGUCGUCAUCUAGGAGCAGUCCCCCGAGGGGUGUAACCCCAUCCACCCUCGGUCCUAGAGAUGGUGGAUCAGGUCUUGGAAGAAGCGAUAGUAGGAUGUCACAGAGCAGGCCGGCAGUCACUAGGACACCGAAAGACAAAACUGGUGCCCCGCCAGUAGCCGGUCUCUUUGAUAAUGUGGACGCUCUGAAAGGAAGUCCGGCUGUUGGAGGAGUGUACGGGGAAACACCGGAGAAGAGACAGCUGGAUUUGUCGAUGUCUAAAACUCCAUUACCAACCUCUUCAUAUGCUGCAGGCACCCCCGCCAAUAGUCGAAUGUUCUCACCUGCCCAGACCCCUCAGUCACAAUUUGGUGCGAGGCAGACACCGUCAUCACCUGCUCAGAUCGAUCCAUUCUACACUCAGGGAGAAGCAAUAACUCCCGAUGUCCAGUUGGAUGAAACGUGGAUCACCAUCUUCGGAUUCCCACCAGCUGCAACAUCUUAUGUUCUCCAGCAAUUUUCUCAGUACGGCAGCAUCGUUAGGCAUGUGGCCGCAAGCAGCGGCAACUGGCUUCACAUGCAGUACAGCUCCAAGCUGCAAGCGAAGAAAGCACUCAGUAAAAACGGCAAAGUGUUCGGGGGGAACAUCAUGGUAGGCGUCAUGCCGUGCAUUGACAAGAGUGUAAUGGAAGGUGGGGAUCAGUGCAACGCCAGCACGCUACAAUCCAACACGCCCUCCCGGUAUCCCAUGACCCCUCAGGCUGAAGAGGUCGAGGCGUCACAACGACCGACGUCGUCAAUCAGGCCACUAACGGCCGCUUACAAAGCGGCGAGCAGUAAUCAUGAGGUUAUCCAGGGCGGCUCAACUCCUAAAAAGUCUUCCAACGUCGUCAGCAAAACAUUAGAAUACAUGUUUGGCUGGUAACACAUCCA
Patiria miniata (bat star) is the source of this 1223-nucleotide messenger RNA. RefSeq names its product nucleoporin NUP35-like (gene nup35). Bases 109 to 1215 code for a protein of 368 amino acids. The transcript has 11 exons. Gene Ontology annotation, molecular function: structural constituent of nuclear pore; single-stranded DNA binding; phospholipid binding. Gene Ontology annotation, cellular component: nuclear pore nuclear basket; nuclear membrane; nuclear pore central transport channel. Gene Ontology annotation, biological process: nuclear pore organization; regulation of DNA-templated transcription; NLS-bearing protein import into nucleus. The record is from RefSeq and is a predicted model, not a curated record. Lineage: Eukaryota; Metazoa; Echinodermata; Asteroidea; Valvatida; Asterinidae.